GAGCGGGAGGACCGAGAGAGGACAGACACCACAUUCUUCUUCUUCUUCUUCCUCCUCUUCUUCUUCUUCUUCUUCUUGUUGCAGUCAUGCUGGACACGCUCACCUUCCUCCUGGAGAAGCUCUUCCUCCUCGCCCACAUCAAGCUGUCCAGCCUGCUGCCUCCUCUCCCCCGGCGCUGUGACCGGGACGAGGCUCCGCAGCCCGCCGGAGCUCCGCGCACCUUCCACCGGGGAGACCUGCUGGAGGUCCCGCGGACUCUCUUCACCCACUCCGGCAUCUACAUGGGCGACGGCCGGGUGGCUCACCUCAUCCCGGACAUCCUCCCGGCGCUGACCGCCGACGGCCGACGCAUCCAGGAGAUGGUGACCAACGCGCGGCUGCUGCUCGGGGUGCUCUCCAAGCGCGCCGCCAUCCGGGUGGACUCUGUGGAGGACUUCGCGUACGGAGCCGGGAUCCUGCUGAACGUGAUGGACCGGGCGGUGCCGCGGAGCCCGCUGCCCGGGGAGGAGGUGGCGCGGCGGGCGGAGCGGCUGGUCGGCUCCGUGUCCUACAGCCUGAUGUGGAACAACUGCGAGCACUUCGUCACCUACUGCCGCUACGGGGCCGCGCAGAGCCUGCAGACCGACCAGUUCUGCGAGUGGCUGAAGUCGCUGAUCCGGGAUCAGCGUAACAUUGUCCUGACGGCGCUCCUGGGACUCCUGUCGAUGGCGUGUUUGGGAGUCUCCCCCGGCACCGCCCUGCCCACCCUCCUCGUCCCCUUCACCCUGUGGAUGGCCAGCUAGAAGCUCCUGGACGACGUUCAUCCACCCUCUGUGUUUGAGCCUCACCGCUGGUUCGAACACAGGCCGAGCCGCCAUGUUGGAAGACAGACAGACAGGAAGUAGUCAUCUGCAAACAAGUUGACUGUCUAUUAACGCACUGAGGACUCUAGCAGGAGCUGCACCGGUAGUUAUGCUUUUUUGUAUAUAUUUUCUGUUUGAUUUGAGUGAACAGAAGAAGAACAGGGAAGUUAGCAUUAGCAACAUUAGCAAUCUAUUAAAAGAAAGACAUUUAAAUGGCACAAAAAGGACAAAAACAAACUGUUUGAUUGACAGGUGUUGUUUUGAGCGCUUAGCAACAAAGUCAACUUUAAAAAUCCGUUAAAUGCUCCAUAAACUGUGGCGUUAAGAGAUCAAAGAUCAUUUAAGAAUUUAUUGUGUUUUACUGAAGCUACAGGUUUUAUUUUGAAGGAGCCAUUGAGGAAAUGUCAUUCAUUGCCAGCUUCCUCCAGAGCUUCUAACUGCGUCUCAUGAUCUUGAAAAACCUGGAAAAACGUGUUUUUCUUACUACUUCCAAAGUCAGUAAUGAUCACAAAACACUUCUUACACGUUCACACUGAAACUCUAACUCUGAUGCGGCCAUCUUGACUGUAGUUUUUUUUAUGUCAGCCCCUCUGCUGAAGCUCUUCUUGUAAAUAUCUGUAGAUAUCCUUCACAGACUGAUUGUUCUCUAACAGUCAAAACCUUUGAACAGAAUUUAUUUUUUAAGACGCUGUAACACUUUAUAUGUGUUUUUUUUAUGUAAAUAAAAUGUGUGA
Molecule: messenger RNA, 1576 nt
Organism: Anoplopoma fimbria (sablefish)
Lineage: Eukaryota; Metazoa; Chordata; Actinopteri; Perciformes; Anoplopomatidae
Product: lecithin retinol acyltransferase-like
Exons: 2
Coding region: 87-782 (231 amino acids)
Biological process (GO): retinol metabolic process
Molecular function (GO): phosphatidylcholine-retinol O-acyltransferase activity
Source: RefSeq, a predicted model, not a curated record